Messenger RNA from Perkinsus marinus ATCC 50983, 357 nucleotides. RefSeq lists its product as hypothetical. Bases 1 to 357 code for a protein of 118 amino acids. The record is from RefSeq and is a predicted model, not a curated record. Lineage: Eukaryota; Perkinsozoa; Perkinsida; Perkinsidae. The transcript has a single exon.
AUGCUAUACAUCAACAGAAAGAAAAUCGUUCAUAAUGGUAUCCCUCCAUGUUUCACUUUCAUAUUUGGAGGCAUCCAGCCAAAACUGAGCAAGGCAGCUGCCAACCGCCUAGUGGUUGACGACGACGGCUUUAUGUACCUCAUCACUACAUAUUACGGUGUACGAGGACCGAAGAGGGCACGGCCCGUACUCCCCCUUAGGAAGCCCAACGAUGAGACCGCGCCACACCUCAAGGCCUGUCCUGUUCGACAGGAUCCAUCGAAUUCUAUUCUCGUCCCUACAAGAGGGUAUGGCACUUUGAAGUUGAUGGAUGUUCCGGAUGCAUUCUUCCGCAUCCAAACGGGGUCCAACUUAUGA